Molecule: messenger RNA, 1258 nt
Organism: Darwinula stevensoni
Lineage: Eukaryota; Metazoa; Arthropoda; Ostracoda; Podocopida; Darwinulidae
Source: the annotation of a GenBank genome assembly
AAGGAAACAGACAGAGCGUGUGUGUGCGGAUGCAGCGAGGGAGGAAGGCCCAUGAGGAAGAGGAGCUCGGAUCGAUUCGCCGGGUGUGCCUAUUGCCUUUGCCCUCUCCAUGCACAGUCCUCUCACGUUCCCCAGAAAGGCUGAGUUUCGUUCCUCCCGUCUUCCUCGAAAUGCCCACAUCGGAUUUCCCCAACAACGGUUUCGGCGUGCAAGUGGAGGAGAUGAACGAGGGAGGACGCUAUCGCUACAACGCCAGGGCCCCCGGAGACACCCACGACUGCCAGCAUGAUGCGGACGAACUGGCGGAGCUGAAGCAGCGCCUCGCCGAGAUGAAGGAGCUGCUGAGCGAGGAGACCGAGAGCAACCACGGCCGCCGGGCCCGCCGGUGCAGCGGCCGCGAGGGCUGCGGCCUCGCGUUCUGCGACUCCCAGAUGGUCAGCUUCGUCUUCCUCCUCGUCAUGGGGCUCGUGCUCUGCGUGUCCGUCUACGCCUUCCAGCAUCUCUUCACGGCCAUCUUCCAGCGGUUCUUCCCCUCCUGAGUUCUUCCUCGUCGACGCGGUGCUUCCGUCGUUUUCGUUCUCCUCGAUGCGUCAAUAAUAACGUUGCUCUCUCCUCUCGAUCGAGAUCGACUCUCAUUCCGCUCGUUGAAGCUGGUGUCGCCGUCGUUCUUCGCCUGUCCAGUCGUGGCAGGCAUUAACUCAUUUAUGUCAAUUACCGAUAUAGAAGCUCGAUAACUCCAACGGGGUUCGAAUAAUCUCAUGCUGAUUGCGUGCACUCCGAACAAAAAACAGUUCAAUAGCUUAAAGUCCGUAAAGUGCAAAAAGCCAGUUCCGUUCCAGAAAACGUUCUGAAAUUUCGAAGCGUGACUUUCUUCUAUGAAACUUAAAUCCAUUUCACACGCUGGGACGAGGAAAAAAAAAAUCACUAGGGCUUAAAAGAAAUGGCGGAAGAUCCUUGAAAACGGCGUUCCAUUCGAUGAGAGAAGCCAGUUGAUUAUCCGGGGCUUCCUCGUUCCGCCAAAUCGCCACAGUGGCCACUUCCUGUCGGGUGGCAGGCGUUCCCAGGGAGAGGAAACCCUUCUCGAGGGCAGAAUUAAGCGAUCUUUAUCCUGAUGGGGCUUCCAUUUCCUCACGGUUCUUUAAAAGGGGACGAGUCAUUGAGGACUAUAUACGCGGCGAAAGAACAUGGAAGUUGCCUGAGCAUGGAAAUCUGAAUGUUUCUCGACCUUAUGAACUGCAAAGAGAUGAUUUCUCCCCCC